AUCAGAGUUAUGACGUUGGAGUUUUUUCUGUUCUUCGGGUUGCUUUUAUUUAAUAGUUCUGGAAACUAAGAUUGUGAUUUUUAAUUUGUCUGCAAAGAAACUCUCACCACGACGAUCAUCUAAAGUCACAUCCUUAAUUCAUCUACAAAUAGAAGAAUCAUCGCAGCUAAUUCAAAAUGAUUUCACGAGUCCUAUUAGUACUCUCUCUUUUCUUCACAAUCAUCGCCGCAACCUCAAUCCCAAUAUGUAUCACCGAUUCCAGCACAACAACCUCUUUCAAUAUAUCUUCUCUAUCCAAAUACACCACCCAAAUCUGCACCCAAAUCGCUUCCAACAAUUUCUCAUCCACGGCCAAGAACUACAAUAUAGAUUCCAGCUCCAGCUCCAUCGUUUCGCUUGCCUUUACAUCUGCAGCCACAACUUGUCCAGGGAAUAGUUCCGCAAGCGACUGCGAAAUCGUUUAUGAUCAUCUUUUCUCUGGGUGUGGUGACAACAGUUCUUCAAUCACGGGUUCAGGUUCCAUCGAUACAGGAUGUGGCGUAUAUAAUUUCCAACUCAUAAAUACAAAUCCGAAUACUUCGAAUUCGACAAGUGUAUCGAGUGAGAGUGGAGCUAGUAAAGCUAGCGUGGUUAGUUAUUGCACCGUCACGGGUAGUGUGCUGUUUGGAGUGGCGGCAUUGUUUGGCUGGUUUCUGUGAAGAGGGGUUUUGUUGUUGGAGUGGGAGAUGAUUGUUCGACUGCUGGAUUUAUAGGUAUAUUUGUUGUGGUUUCGGUAGAUGUGGUGGGAAUUGGUUCAGUGAGAUUUGUUGCGCUAGAUGCGAAUACAGUUCGGUUAGGAUGGGUUUUCGUGGCUAUCCCUCUUCAUUGUGAUUCAGUCUGAGGACGUAUCAAUUUCUAUUAAAAUGGUUGUUCUUGCUGCAUCCUUGCAUCAGAGUCUUUGAUACAUUAGAUUUUAUUUUUGUUUUUAUGAUUUCACGAGUGCUAUUUUUAAAGCAAUUUAUCGAGCGGGACAAAAGGAGAGAGAAUCUGAAAUGUAUAUCAUUCAAAC
Botrytis sinoallii is the source of this 1048-nucleotide messenger RNA. RefSeq lists its product as uncharacterized. The transcript is spliced from 2 exons. Lineage: Eukaryota; Fungi; Ascomycota; Leotiomycetes; Helotiales; Sclerotiniaceae. Bases 177 to 698 code for a protein of 173 amino acids. The record is from RefSeq and is a predicted model, not a curated record.